Messenger RNA from Microtus oregoni (creeping vole), 1686 nucleotides. RefSeq names its product distal membrane arm assembly component 2 (gene Dmac2). The transcript is spliced from 6 exons. Lineage: Eukaryota; Metazoa; Chordata; Mammalia; Rodentia; Cricetidae. Bases 241 to 942 code for a protein of 233 amino acids. The record is from RefSeq and is a predicted model, not a curated record.
GCGUGUCCGGCCGGGCCUUGCCCUAGGGACGCCAGUGGGCCUCUCUGGGGCCACAGAGAGUCUCGGGCUUCGCUGGGCGGAGGCUUGGUAGAGAAACCAAUGGAUGGGGCGGACUAGCCAAUCAGAGGACUAGGCCUGCUAAUCCUGGGAAAGCGGCUUGAAUCGGACCUGAAAGGACUGAACGAGUUCCUGCGCUUGGGUGCCCGAGAAUGGAAUGGGAGGGCCAGGGGCAUCCAUAGCAUGAGUGAGCCCAUGACCCCAGACAGCAGUCGGAAGAAAAGAACGCUGUUACAGUUCCUUUCGGACUACUUCCAUGACGUCCAUGCUCUGAGAGAGUACCUGCUUCGGAAGCAGAUACUGAAGGGGAACCGGAAGAAUCGAUCCUUCGCUGACAUCCAGGAGAAAUAUGGCCCAUAUGUCACAGGUGCCCUCUUCAUCCUGAAGCAGGGAGGCGCAGUGAAGUUUCAGGACAAGGAGUGGAUCCGUCCAAAUGAGCGUGGCCAUUUUCCUACCGAGUUCCUGGAGUUCCGGAAGGUUCCUGUGGAGGCUGUGGAUGCCAGUGGCUGUGCCAUCAACUACCAGGGCAUGAGCAACCUCCCAGUGCCCCUGAAGGAGCUGCGGUUCCUGUCACUGCAGCGCUGCCCCAACGUGGAUGACUGGUGCCUUAGCCGUCUCUACCUUCUGGCUGACUCGUUGCAGGAGCUCUCGCUGGCCGGGUGCCCCCAAGUCUCAGAACGGGGCCUUGCCUGCCUCCACCACCUCCAGAAUCUCCGCAGGCUGGACAUCUCAGACCUCCCUGCCGUGUCCCACCCAGGCCUCACUCAGAUCCUGGUAGAAGAAAUGUUGCCCCAUUGUGAGGUCCUUGGCACUGACUGGGCCCAGGGCCUGAAGCUGGAGCCAGACCAGCAGCCUCAGAACACACCGAGCCCUGUCUCUCCCUAGCCUGUGGCCCCACUCUUUCAGAAUCUUGUGGGGCUCUGUGGAGUGUGAUGUUUUCUCACUCUGGCUUCCAGUGAGGUCCAUUCAGCCCAAAGGAGCAUUGGCAAAUAAGAAGGCUGAGUCAGGGUGCUGACUGGUGUUUGCCUGCAGCUAUCAAACAGCUGUCCCCAUGGCCAACAGCCCUCCAUGGACAGCUGCUCACAGCGCCAUGGUUUCUCAUUAUCCCUGCUCACCAAGAGCAUUCCCCCAAACUGUCCACAUACAUGUCAGCAGGACUGUGGCCAACAUGAGAGGCUGUUGGUUCUUUACAGUGGUGGUUCUUCCUUGUGCAGGGUGUAUUCACAUUCAUUAAAGGCUAGCAGUACCCCAAAAGCCCUACGGCAUCGCCCAUGGAUUUACAGGCUUGCGUGCUCGCUUUAGUAGCACAUAUACUAAAAUUGGAACAAUUUACUGACUUGUAUUUCAAUUGUGGGGUUUUCCUGUUCUGUGAAAAUGGAUCUUAACCCUUGGGAAAAUGGUCCCUUCAUCCGGCACAACAGAUUUCAUCAGUAGAGGGCGCUGGGGAGAACGCAACGGAAAGGCCAGGACUGCCUGGAGCUUGAAGUGUACAGUGGUUCCCCAGGACCCAGAUUGCUGGGUGAGGUCCCUAUCGACUGAAUGACUCCUGGUACCCAUGUUACCAGUGACUGUCACGACUCCCAAUACACAGUGCAAAUGUAUGAUUCUUUAUAUUAAACUUCCCUGUUC